Lactuca virosa is the source of this 1170-nucleotide messenger RNA. The record is from the annotation of a GenBank genome assembly. NCBI's taxonomy places the organism in Eukaryota, Viridiplantae, Streptophyta, Magnoliopsida, Asterales, Asteraceae.
AUGAAUUACCCUGAAUCAGGUAAACCCUAUCCAUCUCUCUCUCUCAUCCCACGUCCUACCGUCACAUCGCCUCCAAAGACGACCCUUCGCUCAUGUUCUUCCUCAUCGUCGUUAUCUUUGGUCGCCGUUGAUCUAGCAAUUGGAAUCCAUUUCUCGCAUGGAUCUUAUGAGUAUCAUCAGGAAACACUUGAUAAUCUCCAAACUGCCAUGGAUAACACCGGUAUUCUCUGUGCAGUUAUGCUCGAUACCAAAGCAGUGGAUUGCUCUCCUGUGAGUUCAGUAGUUGCAAACAAAGCUUCUUUUGUAAAUGCAUCAACUUCUGGGUCGCAAAAAAUACCUGUAAAUAAGAUGGUGCGGACAGAUUCACAGGAUCCUUCUGGGAGGAUGCAUGCUUAUUUUCAAGCUAAGCCUUCUAGACACUAUGAAAGCAAUUCUGGUUUGAAUUCUUUGAGGUGCCUGCAAUGCAUGUCUUCCAUCAGACAGAGAAGGAAUCCUAAGGAAACUACUGAUCUUACAAGUGUUCAGGAACUUAUUGAUGAAUUUGAACGUGGUUGUCACUCUGGUCUUUUGGAAACUGUAAGGAACUGCAAAUAUGUUGGUAUGGUUGAUGAUGAUUUUGCUCUCCUUCAGCAUAAUACUCAUCUAUAUCUUGCCAAUGUUGUAAAUUUGAGCAAAGAGCUCAUGUAUCAACUGGUUCUGCAAGGAUUUGGUUACUUCAAUGCAAUACAGUUAAGUGAGCCUGCUCCAUUGCAAGAACUAAUCAUGAUGGCACUAACUGAAGAAGAUCCAGAUUCACAAGGCGUUGAGAAUGAUGACUUAAAAGGAAAGAUUGCUCAAAUGAAUGCUAAGCUACUAAGCAAGAAAUAUGAAUUGCUGGAUGAAUAUUUUGGCAUUCAUGUGGAUCCACAAGCCAAUUUGUCAAGGCUUCCUGUCAUACUUGACCAGUACACACCUGACAUGGACCGUGCUCCAAAAUUUCUUCUUUGUCUGGGAAAUGAUGUGACUUGGAAUGAUGAGGUUUGCUUUCAAACAAUUGUUGCUGCUCUUGGAAACUUCUAUGCUAUGCAUCCACCUCUAUUGCCAAAUCCAUCAGGUGAAGGAGUUUCAGAUUUUUAUAAAAGACAAGGGAAAGGAAAUGUUUCAGGAGGUACGUUUUUUUUUGCACUCUAA